AGCCACCUUCAAGGCGUGACCCAGUUCACUGCAACGCCUUGUUAUCUGGUACCCCGCUCCUCCCGGACUCGCCCCUUCCGGACUGUAAGAAGGCGAUGCAAAGAGAGAGAUCUGGCCGCCUCCGGGAAUGACAGGGCCGCUCUCACAGCCCAGGGAGGCGGAGAGGGCGAGCCCCACAGUCAGUCGCCAGACACCCUCCUGGGCAACACCGAUAAGGAGUUGAACACAGGAGUCGCCGUUACCCCUAGCACCGCCGGGACGGCACCGGUGGCCGUCUGUCAGCGGGAGUCCCGGAACCUGGCUAUGGAACCAGCAGGCUGCCCUGGGGGACUGCUCCCACGGCCUUGCAGAGUGCUGGUGCUGCUGAACCCCCAGAGCGGCAGGGGCAAGGCUUUGCAGCUCUUCCAGACACUCGUGCAGCCCCUCCUGAAGGAGGCUGAGGUAUCCUUCGAACUGAUGCUCACUGGUGAGUACUGUCCCCAGGGGGUGAAGGGAGCACUUUCUGCCAGAAAACCAGCUUUGAGAGCAUCAAAUCUUCCCCCAGCACGGCAGAACCAUGCCAGGGAGCUGGUGUGUGCGGAGGAACUGGGUCAUUGGGAUGCCCUGGUGGUCAUGUCCGGUGAUGGUCUGGUGCAUGAGGUGGUGAAUGGGCUCAUGGAACGGCCUGACUGGGAGACUGCCAUCCGGAAGCCCCUGUGCAGCCUCCCCGGAGGCUCCGGCAAUGCACUGGCGGCUUCCUUGAACUACUAUGCUGGGUACGAGCAGGUGACGAAUGAAGACCUCCUGACCAACUGCACACAGCUCUUAUGCCGCCGGCACCUGUCACCCAUGAAUCUUCUGUCGCUCCACACUGCUUCUGGGCUGCAGCUCUACUCUGUGCUCAGCCUGGCCUGGGGCUUCGUGGCCGAUGUGGACCUCGAGAGUGAGAAGUACAGGUGCUUGGGGGAGAUUCGUUUCACGGUGGGAACCAUUUUUCGCCUAGCAACCCUGCGAACCUACCAGGGUCAGCUGGCCUACCUUCCCAUAGGACAGGCCGCCUCUGCGGUACCUGCUUCUCCUGCACUGGCGCAGAAGGGCCCCGUGGACACACACCUCGUUCCCCUGGAGGAGCCAGUGCCUUCUCACUGGACUGUGGUGCCAGAGCAGGAUUUCGUUCUGGUGCUGGUAUUGCUACACACCCACCUGAGCAGGGAGCUGUUUGCGGCACCCAUGGGCCGCUGUGAGGCUGGCGUUAUGCAUCUGUUCUAUGUGCGUGCAGGGGUGUCCAGGGCCAUGCUGCUGCGCCUCUUCCUGGCCAUGCAGAAGGGCAAGCAUAUGGAGUACCAAUGCCCAUACUUGGUGCACGUGCCCGUGGUUGCUUUCCGCCUGGAGCCCAAGAACCAGAGGGGCGUGUUUUCUGUGGAUGGGGAGCUGAUGGCAUGUGAAGCCGUGCAGGGCCAAGUGCACCCAAACUCUUUUUGGAUGGUUUGCGGCAGCCGAGAUGCCCCAUCCGGCUGGGAGCCCUAGCAGAGGCCACCUCCAGAAGAACCGUUAGGAUUCCCUGGCUCUCUGUGCCUUUGUCUAUGUCUACACUGACAUGGGACCUUCCCUGCAUCCACCCCCUGGUAAGGGAGUGUAUCUCAAGCUCAUAUGGAGGUGGUGGGGACCAAGUAGAGGAAGCAGGAAGAUGGGGCUGUUUUGGAAAGAAAGGGUCUGCCCUCUAAAUGCGAGAAUGAAACACGAGCAGGAGCCCGCUGGCUGGGCAGCUGCAUAUAGAAGGCAUUCCCCAUUGCUCUUGGAUUCCCCUGAGAAUCAAAUCCAAAUAAAGUGACUUUUCCAACCUGUU
Peromyscus leucopus (white-footed mouse) is the source of this 1825-nucleotide messenger RNA. It is a transcript of the gene Sphk1, whose product is annotated as sphingosine kinase 1. The coding region runs from base 304 to 1506 and encodes 400 amino acids. NCBI's taxonomy places the organism in Eukaryota, Metazoa, Chordata, Mammalia, Rodentia, Cricetidae. The record is from RefSeq and is a predicted model, not a curated record. Gene Ontology annotation, biological process: cellular response to growth factor stimulus; negative regulation of apoptotic process; sphingosine biosynthetic process. Gene Ontology annotation, cellular component: cytoplasm; membrane; intracellular membrane-bounded organelle. The transcript is spliced from 5 exons.